Molecule: messenger RNA, 1290 nt
Organism: Paecilomyces variotii
Lineage: Eukaryota; Fungi; Ascomycota; Eurotiomycetes; Eurotiales; Thermoascaceae
Product: kynurenine aminotransferase
Exons: 9
Coding region: 1-1290 (429 amino acids)
Biological process (GO): biosynthetic process
Cellular component (GO): mitochondrion; cytoplasm
Molecular function (GO): pyridoxal phosphate binding; L-kynurenine:2-oxoglutarate transaminase activity
Source: RefSeq, a predicted model, not a curated record
AUGUCCGUAACGUCAGCGCGACAGGACCCUUUCCGUCCGGCCAGGAGAGUCGCUGGCCAGAGACAGGAUGUUUGGUCCAUCGUCAACGAAGCAGCGGCAGCAUCCCCUGUACAGCCUAUUGUGAAUAUGGGACAAGGAUUUUUUGGCUACAACCCUCCCCAGUUCGCGUUGGACGCCGCCAAAGAGGCCCUCGACCGGGUGGAGUGCAACCAAUAUUCUCCCACAAAGGGUCGACCACGCUUGAAGAAGGCAAUUGCAGAUGCAUACUCGGCUUCUUUUGGUCGCCAGCUCAACCCGGAAACCGAGGUCACGAUCACGACGGGUGCAAACGAAGGAAUGCUGAGUGCUUUUAUGGGCUUCAUUGAACCCGGUGAUGAGGUUAUCAUCUUCGAGCCCUUCUUCGACCAAUAUAUAAGCAACAUUGAGAUGCCCGGAGGCAAGAUUCGAUAUGUCCCCCUUCACCCACCGAAGGAUGGGGCGGUCAAGACCUCUUCCGCUGCUGAGUGGAAAAUUGACUUCGAUGAACUGGAGCGGACGAUCAACUCGAAGACAAGAAUGAUUGUUCUCAACUCACCUCACAACCCAGUUGGGAAGGUCUUCUCACGUGAGGAGCUUGAGCGCAUUGGUGCGCUUGCCGUGAAGCACAACAUCAUUAUCCUAUCUGAUGAGGUCUACGACCGUCUUUACUACACACCAUUCACUAGGAUUGCGACCCUGUCACCGGAACUCUACGAGCGAACCCUCACCGUUGGUUCCGCGGGCAAGGCCUUCUAUGCUACCGGCUGGCGCGUUGGGUACCUCAUCGGACCAGAGCAUCUGAUCAAGUAUGUAGCCGCUGCACACACGCGGAUAUGCUACAGCAGUGUGUCUCCUCUUCAAGAAGCCUCGGCUGUGGCAUUUGAGCAAGCCGAUAAGGUCGGAUUCUGGGACCAGAGUCGGAAAGAAAUGAGGCAGAAGAUGGACAAGUUCUGCGAGAUCUUCGAUGAGCUUGGCCUUCCGUACUCCGAUCCCGAAGGUGGUUACUUCGUCCUGGCCAACAUGUCCGCAGUCAAGCUGCCCGAAAACUACCCAUUCCCUCCUCACGUAGCUAACAGACCGCGUGACUUCAAGCUGGCCUGGUUUUUGAUCAAGGAGGUUGGCGUUGCUGCUAUCCCGCCAACGGAAUUCUACACCGACGAGAACGCACACAUUGCUGAGGAUUACCUCCGUUUCGCGGUGUGCAAGAAUGACGACGUUCUAGAGUUGGCAAAGGAGCGGUUGAGGGGCCUGAAGAAGUACAUUGUCCGAUAG